AUGAUAUUAUUGAUGUAAAUGAUUAUAUUGAAAUUGAUGAUUCACUUCAAAUCCAGGAUAUUAAUAUAACAAAUGAAGAUAUUAUAAAUUCAAUUAAAAAAAUUAAAACAGAAUUAGUUAUCAAAAAUAUAAAUAAUGUUUUAAAAUUUGUAGAACAAGAAUCCAAAUUAAAAUUAGAUAAUAAUCAAAUAGAACUUCUUCAUAUUAUUCAAUAA
This is a messenger RNA of Diversispora eburnea, 215 nucleotides long. The record is from the annotation of a GenBank genome assembly. Lineage: Eukaryota; Fungi; Glomeromycota; Glomeromycetes; Diversisporales; Diversisporaceae.